Molecule: messenger RNA, 1898 nt
Organism: Exserohilum turcica Et28A
Lineage: Eukaryota; Fungi; Ascomycota; Dothideomycetes; Pleosporales; Pleosporaceae
Exons: 6
Coding region: 157-1752 (531 amino acids)
Source: RefSeq, a predicted model, not a curated record
GGGGGCGAUGCACUAGCCCAUGGCCCUCCCGUGGCGACAGAGCGACGAGCCACAAAUGACCUCGUUGCGCCGUUAUAAGCCCGUGAGCGUCCCUCUCUGGCAUCCGACCCAGCUAUCCAAUCUCGACUGGGGCUGCCCGAGUUUCGAAUUGACAGGAUGCACCACCUCCUGCUUACGGCCGCAGCCGUAGCCUCGCUCGUGGGCUCCGCCGUCACCGCGCCUGCAACCCGUUUGGGCGUUGAGACUCGCAGUGGCACCCUGGUCGGCCACCCGUCCUCCAACAAGACGCACGUGACCGAGUUCCUGGGAAUCCGCUAUGCCGCCGCGCCCGUGGGCGAGCUGCGAUUUGCGCCGCCCAGCAAGUACCUGGCGCCCCCAGGCACCGUCGUCGAGGCAUCCGAGUGGUCGGCUGACUGCCCCGCCGUCAAGCCCCCAGUGUCGUUGUUCCCCAACUUCACCCAGCCCUCAGGCUUGCGUGUGUGGAAGAACUUUGCUGCCCAGAACAACAACUCGGUAUCUGAGGAUUGCCUAAAGCUAAACGUCUGGACGGCAAGUCCCGGUCACGCGGAUGCGAAAAAGCCAGUCUUGGUAUUCAUCCAUGGCGGACGCUUCCAGAUUCCAGGCCCCCAUAGUCCCUUCUACAACGGCCAGUACCUUGCUGAUGCUGAGGAUGUUGUGGUAGUGACGCUGAACUACCGCCUAGGUAUUUUUGGCUUUGCUGGUGCCCCUGGCGUGGAGAAGAACGCAGCCCUGCUUGACCAGCGCGCUGCUGUAGAGUGGGUGCGUGACAACAUUGCGGCGUUUGGCGGUGACCCCUCGCGUAUCGUCAUCUUUGGACAGAGCGCGGGUGGUGCUUCGGUCGACUACUGGGCGUACGCGUGGAAGAAGGACCCCAUUGUUUCUGGUCUCAUUCCCAUGUCUGGAACAUCCCUGAGUUUUAUCCCAAACACGGUCGAGUACGCGCAGUCCAUCUGGUACAACGUCUCCCAGGCCAUUGGCUGUGGUGGUCCCAAUGACGACGCUGCUGCAGUCGUGUCUUGUGUGCGCUCAGCGGACAUGUCCGCUGUUCUGGCAGCCUCGGCAAAGGUUCCCACCCUUCCCAGUGUUGGCUUGAAGCAGGCGACGUUCCAUCCAACAGUCGAUAACACGACUGUAUUUGCGGAUUACGAGCAGCUGUCCGAGGCCGGAUCAUUUGCCAAGAUUCCACUCUUGCUCGGCAACAACGACCACGAGGACGGCUGGUACCGCAUUUCCGGAUGGGCAACCAAGCUCAAUUUCACCGACGCCCAGUGGAACCUGUUUACUGAGCGGAGCUUCACUUGCCCGAGCGCCUACUCGGCUGCUUACCGGGUCCAACACAACGUCCCCACCUGGCGAUACAGGUACUUUGGUCAGUGGGACAACCUUCGUCUUUACAAUGGGAGUGCAGGUCUCGGACCCAAAGGCAGCGCAGCUUAUCAUGGCUCGGACCUUGGUCUGGUCUUUGGUACUGCUCAGGAUAUCUCGGGUCUCCCCAACAGCAACGCACAGGACAAGUACACGGCCUAUAUCCAAGGCGCAUGGGCUGCAUUUGCUCGAGACUCGCAGAAUGGCUUGACCCAAUACGGCUGGCCUCGAUACAUGUCUGGCAACGCCACUCUAGUCGAGCUGGCUUACAACAAUAAUGUCAAGCCUACUUUUGUCAACCACCAAAUCUUCGACGCAGUGUGUCCUGCGAAGAACGACCCGCUGCCUGGACGAGGUGCUUUUUAGCUGUCUUGAUUGCAUUGUCAAUGAAAUGAAACCAUAUUUUGAACCUGGUCGUGAUUUGCGUUCAUCUAUUCCUUCUCUUUCUGAAUCUGUAUAUCUACCUACCUUUUUUUUCUGAUUCUAUCCUGUCUAAUUACUUUCUUGUACCC